Molecule: messenger RNA, 9376 nt
Organism: Anneissia japonica
Lineage: Eukaryota; Metazoa; Echinodermata; Crinoidea; Comatulida; Comatulidae
Product: protein bicaudal D homolog 2-like
Exons: 4
Coding region: 153-2447 (764 amino acids)
Biological process (GO): protein localization to organelle; microtubule anchoring at microtubule organizing center; regulation of microtubule cytoskeleton organization
Cellular component (GO): Golgi apparatus; cytosol
Molecular function (GO): cytoskeletal adaptor activity; dynein complex binding; dynactin binding
Source: RefSeq, a predicted model, not a curated record
AAUAUGGUCGUUUCAGUGUGUAGACAAUUAUGAUGGCGAGCGGUCGGCGGAGUAGUUGAUGGGCUGAGCUUCCUCUGUAUUUUUGGGAUAAAAUCCAUAUUUUUAAAGUUGAUCUUUAUUAUAGAAAGUUCCUUUAGUUAUAAUAUAUCAUAAUGUCUGAUUCUGAUGAAUUCGGCGAAACAAUAGAGGAGUUAAAUGUAACUGUGGUUCGAUUGAGAGGCGAACUUGAUCAAGCCCAACGAGAAAAGAUACAAGCGGCGGAAUAUGGCUUGGUUGUACUGGAGGAGAAACAAUCUAUCAAGGCCCAGCUUGAAGAUUUAGAUAAGCUAUAUGAAACCACAAGGCAGGAACUUAGACAUGCAAAAGAGGCUUUGGAACAUCAUCAACAAUCCCAAAAGAAGCACACUGCCAUAGAAGUGCAUCGAGAAGAGAGCCUUUUACAAGAGUCAGCAACUCGUGAGGCAGAUCUUCUUACCCGCAUUGCUGACCUCGAAUUAGAGGUCAAACAAAGCAAACAGCAAAUAGAACGAUACAAGAGUGAAAAUGAACAUUUCCAUGCAAAGAGUUCUGAUUCUCUAUCUUCUUUUGAGAAAGUUGACAGUCAGCGAAAAGCUGCUCGAGAUGAGGUCAGGGAGUUGAAAUUCAGAGAGACAAGGUUGUUACAAGACUACAGUGAGCUAGAAGAGGAGAACAUUGCUAUGCAAAAGCAGGUGUCCUCCUUAAAGUCAUCCCAAGUUGAGUAUGAAGCACUUAAACAUGAAAACAGGAGGUUGAUAGAGGAUGCAGAAUUCCUAAAUUCUCAAAUUGAAGAUCUUGUUAGGUUAAAAGAAAUUGCCGAGAAACAAGUAGAAGAGACAUUGAAGGUGCUAGAGAGUGAACGUGAACAGAAACAUGCCUUGAAGAAGGAAUUAGAUCAGGCAAUGCUGUCGGAGUUAGAAGCUAUUAAUGAGGAUUUAGAAAACAGGACCAACCUGGGCUCCGAUGAUGAUGAGCCAGCCCACCCUAUCCUGCAGCGAAUGGAAAUUGAAUAUGCUUCACAGGGAAAUGAAAACUCACAUCAAGCUCCAAGUCUUGCCAAUGACCUUUUUAGUGAACUUCAUAGCUCUGAGAUACAGAAGCUUGAAGUGCAAGUCAAAAGACUUCUGAAAGAGAAGUCUGAAUUGAGCAGAACUUUAGAAAGGUCGCAGUCAGAAAUUAGUAAUGGAACGGACCUACAUGAUGGAAAAGUUGAGGUCGAAGAUCUCCCAGAAGAUGUUGACGACAAUCUUCUGAAGGUUCACCAGCUUAUACAACUUGUCCGAAAGUAUGAAUGCAAAUAUAAUGACCUUAAGAAAAGCUUGGAGUCAGAAGAAACAAAUAUUAAGAAUAUUUCAGAUCUUCAGGAGGAAAUCAAAACAUUGACAAUGAAAGAAAUAAAACAGCAAGAGAAUUAUAGAAUAUUGGAGACAAAAUUUAAUGAAAUGAGUGACUCAAUGUCAGAAACACAAGGUCAUUUGGACUGCACACAAGAUGAGCUUGUUAGUGUCAGUGAAGACAUCUCUCAGUUGUACCAACAUGUCUGUGUGGUAAAUGGAGAGAAUCCACAUAGAAUCAUGUUGGAUCAUUUCAAAGCUACUAGACAGAGUCGACGUGAUAGCUUCAGAGCUGAUAUUGCAAGUAGACUGAGGGAGUCCAAACUGGAAGCCUCGGAUUCAGCUAGUAAAAAAGAAAGGAAAAAUUCAGGCGUUAAUUUGAAAGAAGCAGACGAUGCAGUUGGUAAUGGAGACACGGAGUCGAAUGAAUCGUCACAGAAAUCCACAGCUUCCGAUGCAUCCAAACCUGUCAAUGGAUCAACAGAGAAAGUACAUGGUGAUCCAAUUACAUGUCUAAACCUAAUAACCACCGUUAAAGAUCAAAUCAAGUACUUAAAACGUUCGGUUGAGCAUACUGUUGAGGUAUCACGUAAGAGAAAUGAGGAUGGCGGUUCCACCGAGAAUGAAGACCUUCAAGAGCAGGUGGUGAAGCUCAAGUCAUUGUUGACUACCAAACGAGAACAGGUUGCAACUCUGCGUACCGUUUUGAAAGCAAAUAAAACCACUGCUGAAGUUGCAUUGUCAAAUCUCAAGAGCAAAUACCAAAGUGAGAAGCAAAUCAUUGCAGAAACGAUGAUGAAACUACGCGGAGAGUUGAAGGCUCUAAAGGAGGAUGCUGCAACGUUCACCACGUUACGUGCUAUGUUUGCCAGCCGCUGUGAUGAGUACGUCACCCAGUUGGACGAAUACCAACGACAGCUACUCUCAGCGGAGGAAGAGAAGAAGACAUUGAACUCACUGCUCCGAAUGGCAAUCCAGCAAAAACUAGCACUGACUCAGCGCUUGGAGGAUUUAGAGUUCCGCAAUGAGACACAGACUGUCCGCAAACAGACAUCGACUUCAACAUCACGUAAACAUCGGUCUUCCAAAGACUAAAUGUGUGGUAGGUAUGCUUAUGGUUAAUGAUAUAUCUCUUGUGCGUGUGGAGGUGUUCCCUUUGUGAUUGUCAGUUGCGUUGCACAUAAACUAUCCCAUCAUCCACCUGUGUUUAUUACGUGCUGGUGUGUGUAAAUUGCACAUGUGUCCACCAUCACUUGUCUGUGUGCCAGGGUGUAAAUUGUGUUGUGGUUUCGUCCGUUUUGUUCCCUAGCACGAAUAAUAAUGGUUUUAUUUUGUAGGGAAUCUUUUCAAUGUACAGGUAUUAAUACUCACUGAGUUGUUAUUCAUCUAUUUUAACCAAAUCUUUUAACAGAAAUAAUAAAUUUUUUUCUUUUUAUAAAUAAUAAACAUUUCUUUAUAUUUUCUAAUUGUUUAAUUUGGAUGAACUUUGAAAAUACCACAGUCAAUUUAAAUAAACCAUGUCUCCUAGACACUUCCUGAUGCACCACUCUGGGAGGGGGCUGUUGUGGAUAUUCCAAGUGCCCACAGCCCAAAUUCCCUGAUUCUCUAACUAGGCUGGUGGCCAACUGAAUUGCUUAACUUUUGAAUUAAAAUAAUUGACAAACAAAUUAUUGACAAGGUUAAAUAUAUCAAAAUUAAUUUAUUAAGAAAAGUUGAACUAUUUUGUCAAUUUCACAUGGAUUUUGAGUACAGUUUUAACAUUAAUUGAUGGUUCUUCAUCUGUACAUCAGUAAUCCUAAGUGAUUAUAUUAAACUCAUUACAUCCUUAAAUCUUACGGUAAACUGUUGGUUGUUAUCGCUUAUGUAUGCUUCUUAAAUGUUACAGUGUAGGUGGCCGUUCACAGCCUGCAGGUGGCCUAGGAACGAUGAUGAUAUUUAAAUCUCUGCUUGAUAUUUUAACUCUCCAUUACUCACUCUGUUGAAAUAGCAAUGUUGAGUCAUCAGGGGUGUUGCUAUAUUGAUAUUUAAAUAUUUGUUCUGAAAAAUAAAUGGAACUGAAUUUGUUUUUGUUUAAAUAGCUAUAUCAACAUAAUUUUCUCCUGUGAUUUAGUUAUUUUGUUUAAUAAUAACAAUUUUAAAAAGAAAGAAAUUAUAGAAAUAAAUAAUAUUUAUAAUAGAUAAUCAACAUACUGUACAUAAACAAACUUAAUCUACAGUAUAUUUUAUAUUUAUUUAUUUCCCUUUAUUUAUCGAUUCAUUAAUUUAUUCAUUUAUACAUACACAUUCAUUCAUUCAUUCAGUUUGUAAUAUAAGUUCCUAGCACGAAUGUUUGCCCGUACCUGAAAAGUUAUAGUACUGAAUGCUCAGUACGUUCCCAAAUACUUGCGAAAAAAAAAAAUCUUGCAAGUGAUUCGGGUGGAAAUCGAACCCACAACCUCCAGAUAACUAGCUUGGUGUCUUAACCAUGUGACCACCAAGCUUGUGCUUCCUAGCAUUGUCAAAUAUGCUUCAACACGUUCUCAACUUGCCUUUUAUUUUUUGUGGUUUUUAGCUGUGAGACUACAGUAAAGACCACUAUAUAAAUUCUCUCAAAUAGUAUUGUUGAUUGGUUAAUAAAAUUAUUCCGGCACCAGUCUCCAAAAAGACAGUUUAUUGUGUAAACAAUAAUAUUUAAUAAAAUCUUGUUUUAUACUAACUUAAUAAACAUUUAAAUUUGUCUUUAAGAAACCAUGAGAUGUAUUUUACAAGGUAUGUAUUAUUAAUUCACAGUUUCAGGGAUCUGGUUUUACUACUAGUGCCUGUCAUUAAUAAUUGGGGCUUGAUAAUAUUGGUGAAAUCAGAACCAUGUAUUAAACGAUUCGCUUUCAGUUCUGAAACCAGCUGCUCUGCGUGGAUGCCUUUGUCGAGAGAAUUAGGCUUACAUCGUCCAAUAUCUAUGCUGCACUUUGUUUAAAUCCAUGUAGAAGCUAUAUAUUGCACUACACAAUAGAUGCUGCUGUUUUAGUGUUUCAUUAAAUAUAUUAGUUAUGUACACAAAAUUGUACAGACAACCGUAUUUUUAGCGUAAGUAAAAUCUUGUGAUUUGAAGUUCACAAUUAUAUUACCGGUAAAUGCAGGUACCGGUAUUCCACUGCACAAUAGAUGCCGCUAUUUCAGUGUUACAUUAAAAUUGCUUGUUUCGUUCACUUUCUUCACUAAUCCUUAUACAAAAUUGCAGUGCAAUUAUAUUACUGGUGAAAGUAGGUCUAUAUUACAAAUGCAGAUGAACUUUCUUACAAAUAUUCAUUGCGUAUGUCAUUUUGAUUAAUCUACAAGUUUUCGUCUGCUAUAUGUACGCUACUUGACGCGGUUGUUGCACAAUACCCGCGAGAACACAUCAAUUAAGUUAAAUGGCAGUUAAUUUAAAAAUGGUUUGUUUCAUGUACUUUACUGUAGCCAAGUACAGUAAUUUCACCUUUGGUCAGAAUUAAGACAUAGAUAUGUACAGUAGAUAAAAGCAAGUGAGGUGUUUACUAAUUUUCUGGUAAAAUAUUAUUAUUAUUGUGCUUUCGAAGGCUGUAGUAUGCUCUGAUUCAGUGGUAUGUGCAUCUAGCUGGGGAAGAAUAAAUUAUUUAUUAUUCAAUAAUUUCUUUUUUGAAGGAUCAAAUUUGCAUAAAGUUACAUAUCUUGAGCAGUGGUGGUGCAAACAGGAGGAAAUGGGGGAUUAAGCCCUCCCCUUGCUUUAUAUACUUCAUACAGAAAAUAGAAUCACUAAAAAGGCAUUGUGGAGAUGAUCAGACUAAUUUUUAUUUAUUUAUUACUAAUAUUUCAAUAGUUAUGAUAUUUUUAGAGUAGUAGUAUGUACCUUCAAGUUAUUCAAUCACGAAAGGGUCAGAGUUCAAUUGAGUUUUUAAUGAAGGCAGCCACUGGGAUUAGAUUGAAUGUAACCAAGUCUUGAUCGUCAGGAUAAACUUCUGAACCUCAAUAACGUAAUAAUAACAUGUUCAUUUCCUGCCUCCAACCUCUCACCGACAUGCAUCUUAAAAUCUCGCUAGAUAUUGUAAUUUCCAAACCAGCUGUCUAAAAUCCAUUAUAUUAAAUCUUGCAAGAUUUUAGGAACUUGAUUAUGCGGGAGAUUCUUACAAUUGAUUUAUUUAUAAGCUGGCGAAAGCUAGACAACACAGUUGAGUAUAGAUUAGUGGCAAAGGUUAAGGUUUAUUAGCAUACCUGCACUUUCUCAACUUUCAGUCUGUAGUAUGUUGGGAUGCAUCCAACAUUAUCCAAUAAAAUGUAAUCUCUUACUCAGUAGAUUUCUUCAAUUUGAUAAUAGCGCCGCCAACUGAACAAUACUCGCGUUGCUUUGUUGCCUAACAAACACAAAUGAUAACACUGUAUUUUAUGCGAAAAGCAAUUUAGAAAAGCACAAGAAAUAUUAGGAACACAUAGAAACCUUGGUGUUUGGGAUGCACAUGGCACAGUGAUAACAUAAACCUAGUUGGGGAUAAAGUCAAGGGAGUGGGCACAGGUGGUGCAGGCCCACCUAAUUUUUUAUGGAUAAAGGCAGAUUAAAUUAACUUUAAUACUGUAUAUUAAUUAAAAUUUUCUUAUAUAAAAGCAUUGAAGUACAGUACUAUAUGAAACAUCAUGUAAUUGUAACAUAUCACAUUGUUGAUAAAUACUCUAUUUGAUUAGAAUGUAUAAGAGUUAACUUGGGACUAUGCUAGACACAUAAUACCACACAUACUAGAAAUUUCACAAUACACUGUGUUUUUGAAACCUUGCCGUAUGAUCAUUUAAUUGGGUUUAAUAUCAUAGAGUUUAGUCCACACUAUAAAAUUUUAUGUGACAAAUUUAAGUGAUGUGCCCAUAUAUGGGCAUGAUGUCAUAACACACCCAAUAUAGGUGACAUUUAUUUGUCAUAUAAAAUGUUAUAGUGUGGCUUAAAGCCCUGUUUAGACUAUCAAAUUUUAUUUGACAAAAACAUGUGACAUGCCUUAAUAUGGUCAUGAUGACAUCACAUCAUGACCAUAUAUAGGCACAUCAUGUCUAUAUAUGGACAUACAACAGAUUAUUGUCACAUAAAAUUUGUAGACCAAGCAUUCCAUGUUGCUUUCAGUCUGUGGCCUGCUGUGUUUUGUCUGUGACAAUUAUAUUGUGGUUUGACUGGCUCCCUCUAGUGGUUACACCCUCUAUGGAUUGCAUAAUCUUCUAACACUUUUACUUUUUGUUUAUCCUUUGUUGUGUGACUAUUUUUGUCUUGAAGUAUGUGUGAUACGAUGAUUCAUGUCAAUUCAAAGAAACUGGAGUUUAUUAAUUUUCUCUUGUACUGUAUUUUAUAAAAAAUACUUGAUCACAAUUUACCGAAAAUGUAAAUAUUAUAUUGUAUUACAUUGUUAAUAGUUUACUAAUUUCAUUUACGAUACAUGUGAUGGUUUUGGAAGCAAUCAAUAACCACAGCAAUAAGAUGUGAAGUCCAGACCCUAAUGUACUAAUAGUUUAAAAUAAAAUAAGAGCCAAAAACAAAGUGAUUUUUUUCAGGGAACUUACGAUUUAUUUACAUUCACCCAUUCACUGUAUACAACAGAAUCCAUACAGUUUGUCAUUCUCAAAAAUGUCCCUUAUCACAACCUGUUACAUUUGUCAACAUUAUAAAAGGUGUGAAAUGGUAUCAAUAAUUUUCAAUGGAUUUGUGGUUAUUUUUUACAUUCUUCUGGUUUUAUUAUACUGCAAAUAGCCUCAGGAUUGUUUAACAUCCCUUUUACAACUUAAGUAUAAAUUUGACUUAAGUGUAAAUUUGACUUAAGUACCAUUUUAAAUUAAGUGUCAAUUACUCUGUUUAUGUCUUAAGCACUGGUUGCACUAUUUGCAGUAAAAAUGCACUUUAAUAAAAAAAAAUAUAAUAUUAUUUAAAUACAAAUUUAUGUAAGUAUAAUUAUUCUAUUGUAUUCAAUCCACUUUAUCUUUUUCUCACUAGUGUAUUCAACAAUUGUUUUUAAUUAUAUAAAUCUAUAGCUCAAUAUUACUUUUAUACUUUCUUGUCAUUUUAUGUCAUAUCAUCUUUUCAUGUGUCUUCUUCAUAUUUUGCAAUUUAAUAAUCUAUCAAAUUUAAUGCCUGAAAUAUUUCAUCAUUUGUUUUGGAUUGUUAUCACUAGCAUGUUUUUCUAAUCUAAACCUAUAUGAUUAUAAUAUCAUCUACUUAUUUAUGCAUAAUAAUUAACUGCAUAAUUAAUUCUCAUAUUUGUGCAUUUAUGUUAUUAUUAUAUUUCAUCUAUUUAAUUUCAAUUAUUUAUGUUUUGCUUUAUAUAUUCCUUUUUUCUUAACAUUGCUUGUUUAUAGUGUUAAUGAGAUGGAGAUAUCUACCGCCAUAUGCAGACGAUCACUAGCCCACUAGCCUUGAAUGGUAGCCCAGCAAAUUUUGAAAUGGAGCCUCAAUUUUGUAGCUAGUGCUGCACAAACUAUUCAACAAGACAUUUGGCUGACGCACAUAUCAAAUUCGGAGAGAUCAGGGUUCACAUAUACAGUAUUUAGAUAAAAUAUACAGUAUAUUAUAUCAUAGAAUUUAUGUUGUACUCUUAAGCGAUGAGUACUCUUUGAUUGUCUACAAAAGUAAUUUUACACUCAAAACUAAAAAUAUGUAAAUAUUUUAUAGUGUUGUGUGCAACAUUUGUAGAGAAUUUACCAAGGUUUUUUUACAGUAAGCUAAAUGGUCUUUUAUCGGUGUGUACAAGUUUGGGAGCCUAUGUGAGUUUAGGAACCUUACCUGUUGCAGACAAUAACACUUUAUCCUACAAACUAAUCGAAUAUUACACUGAUAUUAUUUAACACUUUUAGAAUUAGUACUGGUUUCACACUUCAUGGAUUCUCUGGUGUUGAGAUGCAUGUGUAUGUGAUCCUCACAUGCAACACUAACACACAUGAAAUUUAGAUGUAACUAACACAAAGGUUGAAUAUCACUAUUACCAUCUAAUACGCUGUUCAGACUAGCAUCGCUUUGCGAUCGGUUGUAGCAAGUGCGUCACCCAAUCACAAUUCACAAUCGUGUGUGAAAGCUCACCAACAGUAAUCGCAAUUGUUACUCGCUGCGAUUGGGUGCUACAAUCUUUAUUACUCCCGAUUACCACGGAAUCCGAUCACAACAAAUCACGACAGCACUGAUUGGUUGAGGUCAGUUAACCAAUCAUAACAUAACCAUUGAUUACAUCACAAUCGAUCGCAAUGGAGGGAAGUCUGAAGGGGGUAUAAGCCAUUGAGCUACUUGUGCUACUUUAUUAUUGCCAAGGUGGUACAAGGUAUGGCAUUUCAUUUCUAAACUCUCACAUGCAGGUAUAUUUGUAUAUUGCUCACUGAUGCGUGACAUCAUUUAUUUAUUCACAAAGUAAGGAUGAAAUGACAAAUUAUAUUGCUUUCCCUACUAGGCAACAAACCAAUUGUAUAAAUAAACUGUAUUGAUGUAUUAUAUUGUCUGAAAGAUUGUGAUAAUUAUGAGGUACUAUGAAAGAGAAUGUUAAGUACCUUUGAUGAUAAUGUCAUAGUGUAAAUUGUAAAAGUCUAAUUAUCUCAACUCUAGAUGGCGCUGUUUAACAAUUACUAUACUUAUGCUGUAGUAACAAAUUACAGUUGGCUUUACAUAUCAAAUUAAAUAUUCUAGAUUUUCUUGACUUCAUUGCCUUUUAAUAUCGGAGUAGUAAUCAUUAAAACAGCCUGUCUACAAUGCUAGCGAAGUGUGAGUAAAAUUAAAGCAAGUAUUUCGAUGUUGGCAAAAUUAAUAUCAAGAAAUUCAGUCUAUUGUGUCCACCAUCAAGAUUGUUGAUCUGUGCCUGUAGUGUCUAUUGAAGCGUAAAAUUGUUUAUUUUGUUUUAAGCCUUGUGAUGUCAUUUAUUGGAAAUAAUACAUUCUUGCAAUGUUAAGCACUCACUCAAGCAAUAUUUAUGUUAAAAUUUUAGCAUAAAUUCAAAGUUCAGAGUUUAAAGUUGAAGCUGCAUAGAUUUCAAAUUUUCCUUCCCUGAUUAAAUUCAAUUAAUCAUUGAUUGUACCAGUAUUGUAAA